This is a messenger RNA of Paraglomus brasilianum, 576 nucleotides long. Lineage: Eukaryota; Fungi; Glomeromycota; Glomeromycetes; Paraglomerales; Paraglomeraceae. The record is from the annotation of a GenBank genome assembly.
AUGAGCCGAUUUGAAGAAGAAACUACCGAAGUACUUGCGAGACAAAUUACCGCACAACUGCACGAAAAACAACGUUCUGGUACUAAUAGUAACUAUAGCAAUAAUUAUCGCAAUUCCAAUGAUGAUGCAAUGAAUAAUCAGAUAACGCCUCAUGCACCAUCUUUCGUAUCUACAAAACCAACGUCAAUUAAAGACUUUUGGGAAAAGGCAAGGAAUAUGACUGAAGAAAACUGGGAAAAAGUAAAAGAAUUGUUAUCUUCAAGUGAAGAUAUAUUAGUUAUGGAAAAAUCUACUGACAACUUGAAAAGACAUUUAAAGACGUUAUUGCAAAAUCUGGUGCGCUUUGAGCAAGACGGUAAAUUUCCUCUAAAUGAAGUUAGACAAUGGAAGACAACAAUAACUACGUGGUUGAACCGAGUAUCCGGAAAAUCAGUCUCUCAUCAACAGAAAGUUAUCAAAAAGCGUGUUCAACAAGCUGAGAGCACUAGACAGGUUAGAAUGAAGAGACGAAAACGUUCAGAAAUAGAGGAUUUUCUAAGCAAGAAAAAACUGCGGUUGGAAAAAUGCAGUAUUUAG